GAGCCUUGCAUCAUGAUUCAUGAGCUUCUUCCCAAUUUCCUGUCAACCGUGUGAACGACGAGUCCACCGUCCAGCACGGAUUAUUGGGACGACUCUGGCGGGCAACAAGUUCAAUAACAAAUAACAAGGGGAGCAGGCUUGGGGCUUGAUGAGGGUGCGGAUUUAUCAGGUGCGUGCCGCCUUAGCCGAAAAAUUACCCCUUGUUGACCCCGAGGCUCGAGGAGUCCCUUUCUCAACACAACCUCGCGGCUCUUGCCCACCCCUGCUACGAUUCACGAUACUCGGUGCUCGAGGCGCGAUGCGCGAUGCGCGAUGCACGAUAUCGAUCUCCCUCUCGUCUGUUCUCUUCUGGCUUGACCUAGCCUCGCCUGCCAGCUCUGCUGUUCUCGUGUCCCCGUAUCUGCGGGCUCUAGGCUGGGCUGCAUCCAACGCUCAUCGGGGUCUCGCGCUUUUGCAAUGGCCUCUCGGACAGCCAGUCUCCGCCUCCAGCGUUGAGAUUCGUUGGCGGUGGCGUGGCAUGGCUGUUGAUGGAGGAAUGGCCAUCUCAACUCUCGUGCUGGCACCCGCUUGCCAUCAGCGAGUCAGAGCCUUCCAGGUCAGCGUUCCGACGCGGAAGCCGAGUUCGGAUGUCCGAGGUUGAGUCUCUGAGUCUCUGAGUCUCUGAGUCUUUGAGUCUUUGAGUGCAGCAGGCAGGCAGGCAGGUACAAGCGCUGGUGCGUCCAUCGGAACCACAGUUUGAUAACUGGUGAAGUUUGGGACCGUCAGCAAGCGCGAGACUUGGAAGCCUUAGAGACCGAGGAGCGAUGCCCGAGCUUCGGUCCCCGGUCGCACUGGUGUCCCAGUACCGUAAAUGACUGCCGUACUGCACUCUGGUUCCGGGGGUUUGCAUGUCCGUUGUGUUUC
Hyaloscypha bicolor E is the source of this 903-nucleotide messenger RNA. RefSeq lists its product as uncharacterized. Bases 149 to 640 code for a protein of 163 amino acids. The transcript has a single exon. Lineage: Eukaryota; Fungi; Ascomycota; Leotiomycetes; Helotiales; Hyaloscyphaceae. The record is from RefSeq and is a predicted model, not a curated record.